AUGCCACGUGAAGAUCAUGAACCAGAUGAAUUAUUUGAAAUUCGAACAAAUUUUUAUACAGGCAAUUAUCAACAAACUAUUAAUGAGGCAACAAAAUUGAAAGUUCCACAAAAUCUACAAACGGAAAAAGAUUUAUUUAUGUAUCGUUCAUAUAUAGCACAAAAAAAAUAUGGUGUUGUACUAGAUGAAAUUCGUCCAUCUGCAUCUCAAGAGGAAUUAGUUGCUGUUCGAUUAUUAGCAGAUUUUCUUGCAAAUGAAUCUAAACGAGAUAAUAUUCUACGUGAUCUUGAUAAUAAAAUGGGUGGAAAUGUUAAAAAUUCAUUUUGUUUACUUAUGACUGCUUAUAUGUAUUAUCUUAGCGAAAAUUAUGAAACUACUCUCAAGGUUUUACAUAAUGCUGAUUCAUUAGAAUGUUGUGCAUUAACAAUUCAAGCUUUAUUAAAAAUGGAACGACUUGAUUUAGCUAAGAAAGAAUUAAAACGAAUGACAGAUAUGGAUGAAGAUUCUGUUUUAACUCAAUUAUCAACAGCUUGGGUAAACAUUGCUAUAGGUUCAGAAAAAUUACAAGAAGCUUAUUAUAUAUUUCAAGAAUUAUCUGAUAAACAUACAGUUACACCACUUCUUUUAAAUGGACAAGCUGUUUGCCAUAUAGCACAAGGAAAAUAUGAUGAUGCUCAAACUGCACUUCAAGAAGCACUCGAUCGAGAUAGCAAUGAUCCUCAAACAUUAAUUAAUUUAAUUGUACUUUCACAAUUAACAGCUAAACCAACUGAAGUUUCGAAUCGUUAUAUAUCUCAAAUGAAAGAUUCACAUGCAAAUCAUCCAUUUGUUCGAGAUUUAGCUAAUAAAGCUAAUGAACUUGAUCGUCUUGUUCGUAAUUAUCAACCAUCUGUACCAUCUUAA
Rotaria sordida is the source of this 903-nucleotide messenger RNA. The record is from the annotation of a GenBank genome assembly. Lineage: Eukaryota; Metazoa; Rotifera; Eurotatoria; Philodinida; Philodinidae.